Molecule: messenger RNA, 777 nt
Organism: Austrofundulus limnaeus
Lineage: Eukaryota; Metazoa; Chordata; Actinopteri; Cyprinodontiformes; Rivulidae
Product: general transcription factor II-I repeat domain-containing protein 2A
Source: RefSeq, a predicted model, not a curated record
GCUAAAAAGUCAGAAGGCAACACAGUUUUCUAAAUUUCUAGAAAAUGAGGAACAACAGGACAACGUGGCCUUUUUGGUUGACUUUACCUCACAUUUAAAUGACCUGAACUUGAGGGUACAGGGCAAGGAUAAUUCAAUUUGUGAACUGAUGACAGCUGUCCGUGCCUUUCAGAGAAAACUUGAGAUGUUCAAGGAAGACCUGCAGGAAGACUGUGUCCACUUCCCUGCAGUGCAGGAACAGGUUCAGGGACAGAGAGAUGUGUCUUCUUUUGUUGAGUUUAUUGAGAAGCUCAUUGUAAACUUCAACAAUCGUUUUGACAGCUUCAGUGUUGGACAGCAGCUCACCRUGUUCAUCCAAAACCCAUUUGUCAUCACAGACAUCAGGAGCUUCUCAAAGGAAAUCACACAGCACUUCAAAUGGGCAAAUGCUGGGCAUUUACAGAUGCAGUUAGUUGACCUCCAAGCAGAUUUGUCCCUGAAGGAGCUGUUUGUCAGGACUGAUCCUUCCACUUUCUGGCUCCAGAUGGUUCCUGAUUCCGCUUUCCCAGGUCUGAAGCAAGUAGCCUUGCAGAUCUUGACCAUGUUUGGCYCCACUCACAACUGUGAAGCAGCUUUCUCCACAAUGAACAUAAUUAAAAAAAAUACCCUUCCAGGCUGACCAAUGAGCACCUCCACACAUGCAUGAGAAUGGCUCUGACUCCAUUCAAGCCCAGGUUUAAAAUUCUGGCAGGACRAGCAAGAGCUCACUUCUCUCACUGAGCAUAAAAUAAAUAAGGG